CUUUUUGAAACAUCCUUCUAAAUUGUCUUUGCAUUUCUACUGCAUUUUCAUGCUACCAGUAAAAUUUUAGAAUGAAUUUUCUUUCUUCGAAGUUUAGUCUGGCUGCCAUCAUUUGGAUCGAUGUGUUUAAUCUGCAAAGAAAAAACAAACUUUUGAGUUAUCAGCUGCUAAAAAGGUGUAUAAAUCUUUUUGGGACACCCUGUAUGUACACUGUAUUUGUGGCGAGUACAUAAUACACUUGACACCUUGCACUAAUUGUAAAAACGUGUCUAUGUAUUGCCGUCGAGCUAUUUCACGACUAACCAAUGUCGAGUAUGGCUGUUUGAUCGGAUGAAUCCAUCCGAUGGCUCUCGUUCUCUCUAGGAAUGCCAUGAGUAGGAUGCACACAUUCCUCAUUUGGAUGACAUGCCUACUCCUUUGUUUGACUCCGUCGUGCACGUUUGAGGAGAAGGGUGGGAUUGUUAUCGCCGUGACAACCUCUGCCCGGCGUUCCACUGUCUGAAUGGGCCUUUGUGUGUGUGUGACAGCGAAAGCAACAAUGGCCACCAUUUAGGCGGGGUGGACAGCGGGUCAGAAAUAAGGCCCGGGCGGGCAGAGGAGGACUGCCAUUAUCGAGCUUGGACAGAGAUGGAUCUGUGACACCGAGCGACAGCACGCACCGUGACCUAAAAUGCGAGCGUCGGGCGGGGCUGGCGAUAAGGCUGACCACCGCGACAGUGCUCCUUUCUGCAUCUUACAGAGAUGUGGUUGUGUGCCAUUGGGCCAAGGAAUGCUGGCGGGUGGGGGACGGGGUGGGCUUAUGUAAUUCGGCGUUGGGUGUCUUGGAGCCGCACGCCGAGCUGGCGCCUCAGAUGACGCACGAGCAAGCAACUGACGAGCAACGGCCUCCCUAAAGAAUUCAGGUCCCAGAUCUGGGCGUGCGUGGAGGAUGUCCCGACAGCCGGAGAACCUCCAGAGCGGGAUUGGGUGUUUGUGCGGCUGGCAUGUUUGGGGGGGCGGCGGCCGGAGCGGCGGCCGGAGCGGUUGCCGGAGCGGUUGCCGGAGCGGCGGCCGGAGCGGUGACUGCCACCUUCUCACGAUUCCGAGCGGGACUUGAUCCUCAGAGUGGCGGGCUGCUCCGCCUCUCCGCUCCAGCGACUGGCCUUGUUUUGGGAAUAUGAGGAUCUAGCCAGUCCAGCAUCUCAAAUCGUCAGACCUCGACCGCCAUAGUUUGCUCUAUCUCAAGGAGAUUGGCAACGGCUGGUUCGGCAAGGUGUUGCUCGGGGAGGUCAACGCGGGUCUCAGCACCACCCGGGUGGUGGUGAAGGAGCUGAAGGCCAGCGCAAGUGUCUGGGACCAGAUGCAGUUCCUGGAGGAGGUCCAGCCAUAUCGGACCUUGCAGCACGCCGCCCUCCUGCAAUGCCUGGCCCAGUGCUCGGAGGUCACGCCUCAUCUGCUGCUCAUGGAGUUUUGCCCUUUGGGUGACCUGAAAAGCUAUCUCCGCAGUCGCCGCCUGUCGGAUUCGGACAGUCCCGACCCGCUCGUCCUCCAGCGAAUGGCACGUGAUGUGGCUUCGGGGCUUUUGCACCUCCACGACAAUGACUUCAUUCACAGUGACCUCGCCCUGCGGAACUGCCAGCUCACAUCAGAAAUGUCCGUGAAAAUUGGGGACUACGGCCUCGGUCACAGUCUCUUUAAGGAGGACUAUUACGUGACGCAAGAUCAGAUUUGGGUGCCUCUGCGCUGGAUGGCGCCAGAGCUCAUAGACCAAGUCCACGGAAACGUCUUGGUCGUUGACCAGACUAAGGCAAGCAACAUAUGGUCGUUGGGGGUCACUGUGUGGGAGUUGUUUGAGCUCGGAGAUCAGCCGUAUCGAUGGUACUCUGACAGACAGGUGCUGAUGUACGCCGUGCGAGAACAGCAGCUUAGACUGCCCAAACCGCACCUCAACUUUUCCCUGGCAGAGCGCUGGUAUGAGGUCAUGCAGUUCUGCUGGCUGCAGCCCGACCUGAGACCGAGGAGCGAGGAAGUUCACCUCCUGCUCACACACUUGUGUGCGAAAGGCUCCAGUGAGGCAGGGGAGGAUUUCCAAGAACGCCGAAAUGCCUUGAGACCAAAAUUGCUUGGCACCCCCUCCCCAGUGGCCGCACCUGCGCCCCUUGACCUCACCGCCCCGAGUCGGGCAGCGGAGCUGACCUCGUCAUCCUUCCCCCUGCUGGGGCGCUUCUCUGAGAGCUUUCACUCGGAUGCGGGGGAUGACUUGCUGACAGUCACCGAGACAAGUCACGGUCUCAACUUUGAGUACAAGUGGGACCAGGCCCGAGCCGAGCAGCCGCACUGCUCGUCGUUCACCGGCGGCCUGCUGGGCCAGGUGAAGCCGCAUUCGCAGGAUGUCUACUAUUCAAGCGAGGAAAGCGCCUCAGGUGGAUGCAGGCAUGAGGCCUCUUUACUCUACAAUGAGCCUGAGCAUGCAGGUGUGGUCCCUGUGCCGAGUGCCCGCAGCCCCUCGGUCCGCAGCGACUACUACAUUCGGAUUGAGGACACAGCGGAAUAUCGCAUUCACGUGGACGACAAUCCUGCGCUGAAAGCCGGUGGCACUCGGUCGUAUCCUCAAAGUCAGACGGCUUCAACCGCCGCACAACCGAAUGCUUACCAGUCAACGGCAGCUGGGCUCCGAUCGAUCGCCUCCGAUUGCGGGUCAGGCUCCGCUGUACAGCCAACCGCCGAGCCACUGCUUCGACAGGCAUCCGGUCCGGCGAUGUUUUGCCACUCCCAUAGAGACUCCUCUUCCUUUCGAGCUACUCCGUCGGAUUCAGAACACGCCAAUAUCUGUGAUCCGCUGGCAUCGUCAGAAAAUAAGCAGAGUCAGACGCGAGCAGCGAGCGGGCUGAGCUCAGGCUUGUGUGAUCCCUAUCUAACAGACGAAAGCAGAUGCCGUACAACGAUGGGACCCGUUGGACAGACUCGACUCAUUGUUGGUCCAGAUGUUAAAAGAGGCGCCGGCCCGCUGGGGGGUCAUCGGAGGAGUGGGGACAGUGACAAGUCCACUUUCCCUGAGGAAGAAGCCACAAGCUGGACCUCCAACCAUUCUGCCAAGAAUAAUACCCCACACCAUUAUAACGCCACAGAAGUGUGGUCUUUAACCAAAGACACCACCAAAACCUUCCGGAGUUGCAGGACUUUUCCAGAGGAGACGGAGCGAGGGCAAUCUCCCUGGAGCGCUGCCAACAAACUCAAAGAACGAGACAGUAGGGCCGGUCCACAGGAAAACAACCUGGCUAAUACAAGUCAGAGUGCCCCAGAAAAUGAAACACCGCAGUUGUUACAGAACGGAGAGAGAUUGCACUCCAGGCCCAACAUAAGACCCGAUGCCACCUACGUCGAGUCCCCUUCAUCCUUUAAGGAAUGUCAUAGCUGGAUUCAAGCUCCAGAGAAGCCGAGGGCUAACAAUCGGGAGGCGGAUUCAACACCAGUCUCUGUUCUUACUUGUUUAUCCUUCAAUGGAAGCAGAGAAUUGACAAGUGGACCUGGGCUCAGAGACUCUCGCGCUAGCCUCGUGGAGCUCGCAGACUACAGUGACGAAGAUGAUGACUUUGCAGACAUCACAUCAAGCAUCUUUACAGACUUCAACCUUGACUAUGGUGACAUGCAGGAGGAAGAACUAAGCCCGCUUAAGAACCCGGAGGGAACUCCCGACUCUGUAGACACCACAAAACUCUCGUGGUCAGUGGCAAGCACCUGCAAUGGAGCCUUCAGCCCAGACUCGCUCAGCACUCCUGCCCAGCCCAAGUCCCUGGACAGUGGCUACGACACAGAAAAUAAUGGGUCUCCAGAGUUCAUAUUUAAUGAGCUUUUAGGGCCACAAACAAGUGCAAGUGGACUCAUUGUGCAAGUGCGUGCGCAGCAAAAUCUCGGCGGCACCUCAGAGGUCCACUACAAGUACAUCAUUGAUAAAAACACAUACCGGGACUCUGCCUAUUUCUCUGACUAUGAUACUGAAAUCGACAAAAGCCCGAAGGAGGAAGGCGCAAAAUUCUUUGCCGAUCCAAGUAAAUGCCACUUGGACGGUGGGAAACUGAGCUCUUCUAGAGAUCCAGUGAAAAGGGAGGAGUUGAAUCAAAAACCCAGCUGCAUUUCGGCAAGAGCCUCCGAGCCAAGCUCUCCCCAUUCUUUUUGCACACCUGCAAUGUCCACCUUGUCACCCUUGCCUGUGCAGAUGGGCGGGUGCCUGACCAAAGAGGCGGCCGCAGACCAUGACCAGCUGGACUUGGACAGAGAGUACCAAGAGGAGCCCUGCUCGGAGCUCAGCUCCUCUGUUGACUCGGGAGCCUUGCCCGUCAAGGAGACUUCAACAAAUGACCAGGACGGAGGUGACGGGUCCCAAGACUGUUGCCACGGACAGAUUUUAUGCACAAACUCCACUGCAUCUGAUCGCCGCGACGAGCAACCCAAAGAGAAGCAAAGCGCAGAUCAAUCCAUGGAGGAGGAAGAGCUGCCAGAAUUCAUGGAAGCACUGGCGGACAGAGGGAUGAACGAGGAAGACUUUGAGGACAUUGAUGCGGAGGAAUGGGACUCGCAGGACAGCUCAUGCCAAGCAUCAAAUGAAGCCUUAUUUGAGGCGUCGGCGGCACAGUUUGAUGCUUUAAGAGCCCCGCUGGAGGAGGCCGAAGACGACUCGGACGACAGCGAGUUGGAUGAAGAGUUGCGGACCUACAGCAUCCAGGAGGAGGAUGGCGAGGGAAGCCACGAGGAUCUGAGCGCAGUGCGGGUGGUGGUGAGUGACAGCAGGGAGGCGAGGCAUCUCCGCAGUCUCCUAAAAACGCCAACGCUCCUUACUCAGUCCCUCUGUGAGGAGGUAGAGAGAAAGAAAAAGACAGUGUCCUUCUUCGAUGAUGUCACCGUGUUCCUCUUUGACCAGGAGAGCCCAACUGGGGAUCUGGUCGACGACAACUUCUCCACCGAAGACGGAUACAGUGGGAAUGGGACGAAAGAUGACGUCACCUCUAACCUGGAUGAAAACAUGUCAAACGUGGAUGAAAACAAACUUGAAGCUUGUGAGGAAACAGACGGAGACAGGGCAGAGCACGCUUUGAAGUGGGAGGGGAAUGUGGCACUUGAGCCUUGCCAACGUAGGCCCGACACAGCAGCACUCGCUUCCCCUUCAAACGAGGUGGCAAAAAGUGUGGCGCUCGAUCGGUUCCUGGCCUCCAGCAAAUUCUCCAUCUCGCAGGUGUCAGAUGCGAGGGAAGUUUUCAUGCCGUGCUAUCGUCAUACUGUCCUCGGCGUCUGCACGUCCACUUCGUCUUAAGCAAAUACGCGGCGGAUAGUGGGACACGAAUGAUGAGCGCGACGGCUCCCUCUGGCUGGAUGAAGCAGCUGCUUUGUUAUUUUUUUCCGUCUUUUACUGCCAUUGAGCUCUUCCCAAAACAAAACACGCAAAAGCAUCCUCCCUGGCCGACUGGCUGUGUCUGCUCACUUCUUUGCUGUCAAAUACCGUGAACGUGU
Syngnathus acus (greater pipefish) is the source of this 5484-nucleotide messenger RNA. Its product is annotated as serine/threonine-protein kinase LMTK1-like. The record is from RefSeq and is a predicted model, not a curated record. Gene Ontology annotation, biological process: peptidyl-tyrosine autophosphorylation; brain development. The transcript is spliced from 12 exons. Gene Ontology annotation, molecular function: ATP binding; protein tyrosine kinase activity. Lineage: Eukaryota; Metazoa; Chordata; Actinopteri; Syngnathiformes; Syngnathidae. Bases 1340 to 5287 code for a protein of 1315 amino acids.